This is a messenger RNA of Folsomia candida, 1407 nucleotides long. RefSeq lists its product as uncharacterized. Gene Ontology annotation, cellular component: membrane. The transcript has 3 exons. The coding region runs from base 1 to 1212 and encodes 403 amino acids. The record is from RefSeq and is a predicted model, not a curated record. Lineage: Eukaryota; Metazoa; Arthropoda; Collembola; Entomobryomorpha; Isotomidae. Gene Ontology annotation, biological process: sensory perception of taste.
AUGGGAGCCGAAGGGUUUUCCACGUUUGUCUGGGACGGUUGGAUUUUUGGCACAAUUUUUCUGCAAAAACCGUGGGGUCAACCUCAAUUCAAGUCCUACAUCGCCAUCCAGCCCAUUUGGGCCUUGGCCUUUCUCCUAGUCCAAAUCUAUUUCACGUUAGAUGCUGGCAUAAAUAUUUCAACCUUUAACGUUCAUCUUGUCAAUGACAAACUUAUUGAAUACAUAAACGCGGCGCUAUUUAUCCUGACCGGAACCACUCAUCUGCUGACACUCUUGGUCUUCGCGGUAAAUGCGAAGCUUAUCGCCACACUUCUCAACAAGUUUUAUUAUUACAAGAAAUCAGAAAACGGUCAUCUUGGCUACAACAGCAGAAUUACGUGGGGAUGCAUUUACAGCGUUAAAUUGUUCAGUAUUUUAUUGCUCGUUGGACAUGGAGCAAUUAGCACGUUUCUUAUUACAGAAAAAUUAGCUGACGCCUCGGUACUGAUCAAAUUUUUGGGACCAGUUCUUUACUUCAUUGUCGAAUUUGUCGGAUAUGUGGCCAUAGAUUCGUCCACCAUGAUCGGAUUGUUUCUAGUUACGACAACCGUCUUUCACUUGAUGGAAGAGCAUUCAGAUUUUUGUACCUCUCUUGGAGAAGAAAUCGCACUUUUGAGGAUGGGAGAUGGCGAAUCAAAGAAACGGAAUCGGAUCGAUGAGACCUUCAUGAAGGAAUACUACCUCAAGAAACUGGACGACUUGGAACAACUCUUUGCAUCUGCGGACUGUUUCCUGGGACCCUUGUGUUUGAUCACGAUCUCAGGAUCGGUCCUAUUCUUGAUUCCAUGUGCGUACGGAUUGGCUACCAUUGAAGGAUUAAACUAUAAGGAUACCGUCCUCAUCAAGGCGUCGUUGGGGUUACAGAUGGGGCUCAACAUAUGCAAGCUGACGGUACUGAGUCUUGGGCAGGUUGUGAAAAACCAGAUGAUAAAAAGAAGGAAGCAUUUGGAAGAAAUUCAAAUAUUUCAGGAAAACGAUCAAAUUGUGUUGUUUGAAUCAAGAAAAGUAGACUUUGAUCUCGUCGACGUGCUAAAGUUGUCACUUGACUUUGACUGGAGAUUAAAUGCGUGUGACUUUUUCAACGUCGACCUUCAAUUAUUGUCGGGGAUUGCAACUACUGCAACAGCGUACGUUAUAAUUUUGUUGCAAAUACAACUCUCAAUGAAGUCGUAGAUAUACAGUGCACUGUUAAUGUGUAAAGAGGAAAUGGGAGAUUAAAUUCAAAAAAAAAUGUUUAUUCAUCUUUCUGGCUGGAUAAUCAGAUUUGUUAUCUUGCACAUAUAAAUUAUUUUGUAAGUGUUACAUCACCUUUAUUUAAAGUCGUCACGUUAAUCAGCUAAAUUCAGUAAAUUAUGACAUGAAUAAAAU